AUGGCCAAGAGCGCGCGCGCGAGUUCGCGCAAGAACAACAACCAGAAGCUCAAGAAGAAUGUCUUCGGCCCCGUCGAGUCGGCCCGGACGGAGCGUCUGUCCGCGAAGCUGAUGGAGCUGGCAGCCCAACCGGCGCCCGUGAAGGAGGCCAAGGAGGACCCGAACGCCAUGGAAGAUGUUGCCGAUGCGAACGAGGAGCCCACACCGAGCGACCAACUCAAGGAGGAAACCUCUGCCAUGGAGGUCGACUCGGGAGCGAUUCUCAAGAAGCCGCUCGGCAAGAAGCGCAUUGAGAAGCGGAGGGCGAAGAAGGGCUCGAUUGUGUUUCCCAAAUACAAGGACCGGACAUCCAAGAGACGCAAGUGA
This is a messenger RNA of Sporothrix brasiliensis 5110, 366 nucleotides long. RefSeq lists its product as uncharacterized. Gene Ontology annotation, cellular component: preribosome, large subunit precursor. The record is from RefSeq and is a predicted model, not a curated record. The transcript is spliced from 3 exons. The coding region runs from base 1 to 366 and encodes 121 amino acids. NCBI's taxonomy places the organism in Eukaryota, Fungi, Ascomycota, Sordariomycetes, Ophiostomatales, Ophiostomataceae.